AUGUGGUUGGUAAUUAUUCUUUACACAUUAUUUUUAUAUAUUAUUUAUCGUCUCAUCAAAUUCUGGAUCAUUAAUCCAUGGAGAGUUCAACGAGAUUAUUCGAAUCAAGGUAUUCCUGGACGAUAUAUACCAAUAGUUGGUGAUAUAUUACGUCAACGCCGAGCCUAUCUCGCCGAUGAACCAUUCAGCUAUGUUAAAGAGACAACUGCUGAAUUUGGUGAUUACUAUCAUACAUCAUUCGGUCCAUUUCCUUGUUUGAAUAUAAGUGAUCCGGCACUGAUAGAAAGUAUUUUAAAAAUAAAUAGUCGAUUCUAUCAUAAAUCUGAACUUUCAAGAGCCAUUGCUUCAACCGUAUUGGGCUAUGAAAAUAUUGUAUUGGCCGAAGACGAAAAUCAUACACGACAUCGACGAUUAAUUAAUCCAAUUUUUCAACAUCAAAAUAUCAAUUCAAUGAUAUCACUCAUAGUUGAUAUUACAUCAAGUUUUUUGACAAAAUGGCAAAUCAACACAAUUGAUAAAGCUUAUCCAUUGAUAUUGGACAUAUCGAAAGAGAUGUCAAAUCUAACAUUGGAUAUUAUAACUGGUUGUGUAUUUGGUAUCGAAGCAAUGCAAGAUAUAUAUACUCAUGAAACAAUCUAUCAAAGUAUCAGAGUAGCGGCAAAUGAAAUAGAAAAACGAAUCUACAAUAUGAUUAUUAUUAUUCCAAUUCUUAAUCAAUUACCAUUAUUUGGGAAAAGACGUAUUGAUCAGUGCAGACAAGAUAUGAAAAAAAUUGUUCUGCAAAUGAUAAAUCUGCGAAAAUACGGUUUAUCAAGAGCAACUUGUAAAGGUGUAUUAUUGUUCCUUUUUUUUUUAAUCUUGACUCAUUUUCAUUAA
Molecule: messenger RNA, 876 nt
Organism: Rotaria sp. Silwood2
Lineage: Eukaryota; Metazoa; Rotifera; Eurotatoria; Philodinida; Philodinidae
Source: the annotation of a GenBank genome assembly